Clonostachys rhizophaga is the source of this 1857-nucleotide messenger RNA. NCBI's taxonomy places the organism in Eukaryota, Fungi, Ascomycota, Sordariomycetes, Hypocreales, Bionectriaceae. The record is from the annotation of a GenBank genome assembly.
AUGCUCCACCUCCCAAACGAACUCCUCGAAGCCAUCGCCUCCUGGCUCGAGACGCAACGGGACAUCUAUGCGCUCGUCCGGACUAGUCGCCAGCUCCGCGACGCCCUCAAUAGCACCCUGUACCGCCGCAAUGUAGAGGACUCCGGCGGCUCUGCCCUGAUCUGGGCUGUCAAUCAUGAUGAAGACAGAGAGGAGACGGCAACCAAGGCAAUCAACGCCGGGGCCCCGGGGGGCGAAGCCUUAUGGUGCUCGGUAUGGAAUAAAGACGAGAAAAUGGCCAAGCUGAUACUGUCGUCCGACAAUGCCGAUGGGAACUUCCAGGACAGUGGACAGGGCGAGACGCCGCUGUUAGCAGCUGUCAAACUGCGCGACGAGAGCAUGCUGAAGCUGCUGCUUGGCUCGGGGAAGGUCAAGGUUGAUUUGGGAGACUGGGAAGGAUCGACGCCCCUGUUCACCGCGGCUGGUUUGGGUUACUUCUCCGUGGUUAAGCUUUUGCUGGAGUCUGGCGAGAGCGAGAUGCUGCGAGGCGACGACGAUGCCUACAAGGUGCUGGAUAGGGCCAUUGAGGAGGGCCAUGCGCCCGUGGUUAAGCUUUUGCUGGACUCUGGCGAGAGCGAGAUGCUGCGAGGCGACGACGCCUACAAGGUGCUGGAUAGGGCCAUUGAGGAGGGCCAUGCACCCGUGGUGAAGCUCGUGAUGGAGCGUGCCGGCAUUGCCGCCGAUUCACCCGUCCUAAAGGGACGGACGCCGUUGUAUCGGGCGAUGGCGUUGGCGCAGGAGCCCGUGAUUGAAAUGAUGAUGAGCUUGGGGGAGAUAGACAUCAACGCGAGAGGCUACAUGGGGGGGACACCAUUCACAAUGGCCGCCGCGCUCGGCUUGGCCGCUACUGUCAAGCUGUUCCUUGAUUCUGGUAAAGUUGAUGCUGGUUCAUAUGCCGACGACAACAGCUCCGCGCUUAUGCUCGCCAUUUCCUGGGGUCAUGAUAUUGUUGCCAAGAUGCUCCUCGUGCAAGACGGCGUGGAUGUAAACCAUGCGAAUGAUCAUGGGCACCGAGCGCUCUCACUGGCUGCAAAGGGAGGCCUUUUGGAUGUGGUGAAGACGCUGAUUGGUAUGGAAAAUGUGGACGUGGAUUUCAAGGAUAAAAUUGGACGCACGCCACUCGCGUUGGCCUCUGAGCAAGGUUGCCUAUCAAUUGUCGAGCUGCUUUUGGAGUCAGGCGGAGUAGAUCCCGACUCUAGGGCAUCUUGUGGGGAGACACCGUUUAUGCUGGCUUCUUCAAAUGGCCACAUAGCUGUUAUGAGGUGUUUGGUAGACACUGGGAAGAUCGAUGUGUGGGCAAGGCGUUACAAUGACACCACGGCAUUUUCAUAUGCUCUUGAUCUAGGCGAAUUGUCUGUUUUGGAAUUCAUAAUGGAAUUGGGGAAAUCAACGUUCGAUGAAAGGUUGGUUGGGGACUAUCGGAAAACACUCGCACGCGCGGUAUAUGCCCAGCACCUACCAGUCAUAGACCUUUUGCUGGACUCGGGGCUAAUUGAUAUCAACGAAGUGGAUGAGCGGGGCAGGACCGCGCUGCAUCACGCUUGCAGCCUUCAUGCCGAGGAGGUCCUUGAAUAUCUCUUACAGCGGGAAGGUAUUGAUGCCAAUGUUGCGGAUGACAAGGGGUUCACACCGCUUAUGGUUGCUGCGGCAUCGACCCGGGGUCUUCCUACUGUCAAGAUCCUUUUAUGGUCUGGGAAAGUUGAUAUAGCUCUACAACGCCAUGAUGGGGCCACUGCAAUCUCGAUCGCACGCACCAAGCGCCGAUAUCAAACAUUCCAGUUCCUCGAGAGUUGGGAUCGGCGUAGCAAGGUGGAGUAA